This is a messenger RNA of Paramuricea clavata, 6968 nucleotides long. Lineage: Eukaryota; Metazoa; Cnidaria; Anthozoa; Malacalcyonacea; Plexauridae. The record is from the annotation of a GenBank genome assembly.
AUGCAAGCAAGAAAGAGUCGUUCUCACGACAAAAUAACAGCGAAUGAUUCGUAUUUCUCUGGCGACGAAAGCCAACCAAGCAACCAUGGGAAAGCAAGGAAUUUGUGUAAGUAUUCACUAAACUAAAAGUUAAACAACUACCUGUUGAUGUGAGGCUAAGCUUGACAGAACAUGAGCUACAUGCUUGCUUGACUUAAUCCCAGCUUGGGACUCCUGAAAUCUGGUCCAGUGUAGGUAGUAUUCUACAGUAAGCUGCUGGAAAAAAACAGUCUUAAAUCAGAGAAGAUCCUUUGUCUGAAGGCUAGUGAGAUUUCAAGUACUUUUAAUCUUCUCUGGCAGUUGAGACACAAACCAGAACAGCCGUAAGUAAAAUCUUUAACGGCAUUUAAGAACUUUUAUGAUUGAAUUAUUUCAGCUUCACGUCGGCGUCGUUCUACAAAAGAGCACAACAAACGUAACUUACUCGCGAAGCAAAAUCAAACUGCAGAAACUUUACAAUGGUAAGUGGACGAAAUGGUGUUGAUGGUCCGUAAUGGUUAACGUAUGUGUCUUUUAUCUCUGUGACCAGAUUUGUGAGAAGAUUUGAGAAGAGUACAAGUACUCCGUUUUCUUCCUGGUCAACAAAGGAUGACUCUAAAGGCUGCAUUCCAGUUACGCGUUUUUCAUACGUGCGUACACGCACGUAAAAGUUGAAAUACAUAUAAAUAUGUUAAAAUACACAAGUAAAAUCAUACACAAAACUGAAUGUUGUCCUUUUAUAAAUUUAGUUAUUUCAAAAGUAGGAUGUAAAGCGAAUUCAACUUUUACGUGCGUAUGAAAAACGCGUAACUGGAAUGCAGCCUUUACUGAACUUCUAGGAAGAACAGUUUAGAACUGAUAGAGCUAUCCAGUAUAAACGAAGUUAGUUUAGUUGAGGUUUCCUCCUGUAGUAACACUGGAUCAAUAAGCUAGAGAUGAUUCUUACUGGACCUCUAGGAAGAACAGUUUAGAACUGAUAGAGCUAUCCAGUAUAAAUAACGUUAGUUUCGUUUAGGUUUUCUCCUGUAGUAACACUGGAUUAAUAAGAGAUGAUCCUUACUGGAGAUGAUCCUUACUCUAGGAAGAACAGUUCAGAACUGAUAGAGUUAUUCAGUGAUAAAGUUAGUUUAGUUUAUGUUUUACACCACAACCGCCAGACGUUAGAUCAUGAUUGUUUCUUGUUGUUUUCUGAAGGUUAUCGGAGAACUACGAGCUGAUCCAAGGUGUUUGUGUCCCGAGAUGCGUGCUGUAUACUCACUACCUGGACUUUUGCAAGAAGAGAAAGUUUUCCGCUGUUGGUCCAGCGACAUUUGGCAAAGUAAAGAAACCUAGAGCUGUAGCGUUUGUUUAUCCUCAAUGGACCUUGCAAUGAAUUUAAAACUGACGCUGUAAUUCGAUCAUGAUUUCAGAUUAUCCGACAAAGAUUCCCCAAAUUGACGACAAGAAGAUUGGGAACGAGAGGCCAGUCAAAGUAGGUGGUUGAUCUCAAAAAUAUUGACAUUUAUAGGGCACGAAAUUUGUACUGCACCACAGUGCUUAGUAAAACGCACCCACUCAUUUUAACUGCAUAAUUUUGCUGCUAUAAGAACAUAGUUGAAUAAGUAUUUUUUAUGUGUGUUGGUGUUAUGUACUCAGGUAAAUAUGAUGUUUGUGGUGUUACUCUGAGUGUGCAUCCACAUCGGGAAAGCGGAAAAGUUUAGUGCCUGACCGCGGUAGGAAUCGAAAGGUCGCGCGAGUUCGAUUCCCACCGUGGUCAAGGCAAACAUUUCAGCUGGCUCGGUGUGGAUAUAUGCACACUCAGAGUAACACCACAAACAUCAUUGAAUAAGUAUAUAUAACCUUGAUGUUUUUAGAUAUCAUUACUAUGGUAUAUCUAUCAAGGAAUCUUCAGUCUACUACCAUUCUGUAUAUUCAGGAAAAGGUUUAACCAGGUUUGAUAUAAUUUCUUCUUGAGUUUUGCUCCUGAGUCAUUAAAGAUUGGAAGAAAUUUCCACUAACUUUGUUUUUUUAUUGUUUGCAUAGGUUUUCAGGCACAGAAGGAAGCAAGAAGGUUAGAAUUGUGUUCGAGGGGAACUAGGAUGAUCUUUCUGCGCUGUAUUUCACUCUUUUUCAUCCGGGAACUUUUCCUCUGACAAGCAAAAUCAUUUCUCGCAUUAUAGACCGACCAAAAUAGCAAAGUCAACAUCAUUUAAUAUAUGUUCAACGACAAGUCUGACAAGAGUGACAAGUAAUAACUAUAUAUAUAUUUUUGUUUAGCAGGGAAUAACAAAGAAAUUUAGUGUUGACAGGAAAGGCGGUAAUACUUUGCCAGAGUUUCCAAACGCAUCCGAAAUGAUAUUGAAUGAAAAUCUGUCGGUUGAAAAGGUACAGUAAUAGGAGUCUUUUUUCAUGUAAUUACGAUGAAUUAUGUAUAUAUUUCGUUGGUAAAUUUAUGCAUGGCAUGAGCGGCAAGGCGUGCAUGCUUUGAAUCUUCUUGAAAACGAUAUCAUUGUACAAUGUACGUGAUCAUUGAAGAAUAUCCUAUCUCUAGGUUGAAACAUUCAUCAUAAUGUAUCGCACUCAUUGUCAGCGGUUGCUGGAUACCGUUAUGAACGCGAAUUUUAAUGAGGUACAUGAAUCUCUCUCAUAAUAUAUAUAUAGUCACUUAAAGAGCCUCCAGAUAGGAGAAUACGUUAGAAAGAACCGAUAGAGCUAUCCAAUGUCAUUAGUUUUGUUCAGACUUUUUUCUCUUGUAACACUGGACUAAUAAGGAAUGCAUGACUCUUACAGGUUCUCUAGGGAGAACAAUUUAGAAUUGAUAGAGCUAUCCAGUAUAAAUAAAGUUAGUUUAGUUUAGAUUUCCUCCUGUAGUAACACUGUUUCAAUAAGAGAUGACCCUUACUGGAUCUCUAGGAGGAACAAUUUGGAACUGAUAGAGUUAUCCAGUAUAAAUAAAUUAAGUUAGUUUAGUUUAGGUUUUCUCCUGUAGUAACACUGCAGUGUUCAAUAAGAGAUGACCCUUACUGGAUCUCUUGGAGGAACAAUUUGGAACUGAUAGAGUUAUCCAGUAUAAAUAAAGUUAGUUUAGUUUUAGGUUUUCUCCUGUAGUAACACUGGAUCAAUAAGAGAUGACACUUACUCGAUCUUAUAUUGCAUGGUUAAGCAAAGAAAAUCUUGUUUCUAGGUUGAUAAAUUUUUACUUCAUUUUUGGCGUGGCAUGCCUCAACACAUGAUUCCAGUGCUGGAGUGUGACGCAGUUAUUGAUAUCAUUGUCGUCUGUGAUUCACUGCUGUACAAGGUUCGCCACAAAUUAUAGAAAAUGUUAUUUAUGUGUGUUUUGAUGUUGUGUACUCAGGUGAAUAUAUAAUGUUUUUGAUGUUUCUCUGAGUGCAUAUCCACACUGGGCAGGUUGAAAAGUUAGCCUGAUUUCCACCGUUGUCAGGCUAACUUUUCAGCCUGCCCAGUGUGGAUAUACACCGCUUAGAAUAACAUCAAAAACAAAAUGUAAUUUUUAUAGAAUUUUAUGUAGAAUCCCAUUGUGUUUAUCGCUUCAGAUAUUUAACGAUGUUCUUGUGCCCUCGUGCAUCCAGGAUAUCCCAGACAGGUGCGAUGGUGAAAAUUACAUACAAAUUAUACAAAUAAUCCCAACAGAUAAUGCUACACUUAUUCACCAUUAAGCUGUCAUGGCUUGUGGAAGAAGUACUAAGUUAGAAAGCUGCCAAAUAAGGAUGCAACUACCUGAAUACAGACAGAACUUGGACCAAAAACUCUUUGUUGGGAACGAUAUAUGAUUAAUAUAUAUUAAUAUGCACAAAUGAUCUAAAAAAUGACAGUAUAUAUGCACUAUACCAACUUGUAACUUAUGAUUAUAGCCUGAAUAGGUUCUUAUUUAAAGCGGAUCUAAUUAAAAUAUUUUAGCCUAGCAGGUUCUCAAAUUCUAGGUUCUUAUAUUCGGGGUUUUACUGUAACCUAAACAACUUUAAAACUUAUCAAGCUUAUUGUUUUCAGUCUUACGGAAGAAAUUCAGGAUUUUGCCAUCAGCUUUGUGAAAUCUCUUGAAUCCUGUUUAGAAAACACACCAGCUCUUUUGAAGAGCCAAAAACUUCGAGGUAACUGAUUAAAAUCUUAUAAACUUUGAGACUUUUGGUCUGUUUAUAUUUAAAUUUUUCUUUUUUUCAUAUUUUAGUUGCCAAGAAUUUUGUGCGUUUGCUUAAAAGAAAUAUGACCUUCAUUAAUUUAGCUCAGGUAUAUAAGAAUAUAUUCGCAAUAUGUAGUGCCUUCAUUCUGCUUUGAUUUGGUUUCCUCCAAUAAGGGACUAGUCAUAAAGUUACUGCUAGGGUGUGCUGGAGGUAAAUCACAAAUUUUGCCAAUAAGUUUGGUGACCCAUCUUAGGAUGUAGAUAAAAAUUUCAAAGCCCAUGGCCAUCUAAUCUUGCCAAAUUUGGUGGCCCAACCGUGGACAUACCAAAAAAUUGGUGGCCCAUCGAUCCAUUACUGGAUCAUUCUUUAAGAAGAAUUGUUUAGAACUGCUAGAACUAUUCAAAGUUAGUUAGUUUAAUAUAGUUAUUAUUGCUAUAAUCAAAUAUAGAUUUGUAUAAUGUUUUUAAUUCCUUUAGACUGCCCGUCCAGUGUUCUUGAGCUAUGAAUCCAUGUCAGGAAUAUUGAAUGAGUUUCGUUGCCUUGACCUGAGAAAUAUUUUGUCUGAAUUGUUGUUUUUAACGGAGCAAGAAGACGUCGAGUUACCUGUCCUGUUGAUGUGUAAGUAUACCUGGAAUGUCGUUGACGAAAGUCCUGUAAACUAAACUAACUUUAUUGAUACUGGAUAGCUUUAUCAGUUCUAAACUGUUCUUCCUAGGGGUCCAGUAAGGAUCAUCUCUUAUUUUAUCCAGUGUUACUACAGGAGGAAACCUAAACUAAACUAACGUUAUUUACACUGGAUAGCUCUAUCAGUUCUAAAUUCUUCUCAGUUCUUCUUCCUAGAUGUCCAGUAAAGAUCAUCUCUUAUUGAUCCAGUGUCACUACAGCUAGGAGGAAAUUUAAACUAAACUAACUGUAUUUAUACUGGAUAGCUCUAUCAGUUCUAAUUAUAGACUCUUCUUCAUCGGAUUCAUGCACUAACGAUAUCCCUUCUUUGUCUUUCAGUUAUGGAAGAAUUUGAAAAUCUUCUGGUCAAGCAAGCUCCAAUCGAAGCAUAUGCAGAAUGGUUUGACAGCAUCGUGGAAGAAUAUGUACUAAAAGAUAAAGUAUGUGCUCCACAAGAAUUUGCUUCCGUUGUCAAGUGAAAUCGUCUGGUGUUAGACAGAGAGAAUACUAAAGUCAACAUCUCUUCUUUUCAGACAAAGCUGGAUGAUGCGUCAGAUAAUUUAUCCAAAAGGUCGGAAACAUUUUUGACAAGCUGGUCGUUUAUCACUUCUCGUAUAUUGCAAGAACUUACGUUGAAAGGAGCACCGAUGUUCGGUAAGUCCAAUGAUUUAACUAUUGAUGAUUUAAUUGAUAAAGCUAUCUACGUAGCAUAAAUAAAGUUAUUUUAUUUUUCAGGUUCGUUUCAGUUGAUCAUUAUGAUGUUUGAGGAAUAUAUUCUUCUUAUAAUUGAGAAUCAAAUGAUAGCGCAACUGGACGAAGACUUGAAGCUUGGCCUAACACGACACUUGAGAAAAUGUAUGUCCUUUUGACACUUUUAAAAAUUUAGUCCUAAAAACACUUUCUUGACAAAUUGUGAUUCUUGUAACUCUGAUUAUAAAUUUUUAUAUAUUGGCAGUUCGACUGUUUAAUUGUUUGCUACGUGUUCAUUUAGGUUCAGCAGAAACAUCAGGUAUUGAACAAAGUUCCAAAACACAAAACUCAGAAGACAGCCAGAAGCAAAAUGUCACAAACAAACAAACCCAAAAGCAACAGCCUUCAAAACAACGAGCUGAACCCGCACAAGACAAGGAACAACAUUUGCAUUUGUUUCAAAAUAUUCAACAGGAAAUCCAACAAUUUGAAACCUCUAAUAGCCAGCAGUCCAACGCACAACAAUAUGAAGUUCAAAAGCAUUCAUACUACAAUUUUGCGCAGCAAACAACCCAGCCGCAAUUACAUGCCCCACCCCAGGACAAUUUCCCCACCGGAGAAGUGUACCUAGGGAUCAAUGCUAUACCGUCGGAGAUUUAUCGAAUUGAAAAUAUCAGAGACAAUCAAGGACAUGUAUACAAUUCAAUGUGUGCACAAAAUGAAGACAAUAAUUUUAGUUUUUCAAGGGUUGCCACAGAAAAAAAUGGUCAAGAUUCGUCACAGGAUGCUUGUCAUAAUUUUCAGGUUUAUUCAAACCACUUUGAGACAUAUCACAUAAAAGGUCAGCCUGGUCAAGGUCAAUUUUUAGGUCACUAUCAAGGUCAAACAGUUAGUCAAGGUCAAGUUCAAUAUGUGUCUCAAAGUUACCAAGGAAAAGUUUUAUACCAGGCUAGUAUCCAUCAAGGUGAAGGUCAAAGUUCAAAUCAAGGUCAUUUUGAAAGUUCAAGUCUCGGUCAACCUCAAGGUCAAAAUUAUUUCCAUGAUAAAAGUCACCAAAAUCAAGGUCAUCAAAGUGAGGUUUAUCAGGGUCAAGGUCAACCGGGUCACCCAGGUCAAAGUCAAACGGGUCAUCCAGGUCAAGGUCAACAGAGCAAAGGUCACGAAUCGCAAGGUCAUCAGGGUCACGAUUAUCGUCAAGGUUACUUCAAGGAUUAUCAAUAUGAAAUUCAUAACCCCAGUCAAGACUACAGCUCACAAAAUCAAGUCAAUCACUCAGGCAACCAAAAUAUCAACUACUACGGUCACGCAAGUGGCAAUAACAAUUAUCUCUAUACAGAAAGCAUGUCUAUAGGUAGGCAAGCAAGCCAAGAUAACAGUUCAACCUCUCACAGUAACUUCCCAGAGAAGACAGCCUUGCCUUCAUUUUUCCAGCUAAGUUCUCAGCUGUCCAAUAAUACAAGAUUAUCUGCAGGAUACUGA